Molecule: messenger RNA, 1308 nt
Organism: Nerophis lumbriciformis (worm pipefish)
Lineage: Eukaryota; Metazoa; Chordata; Actinopteri; Syngnathiformes; Syngnathidae
Source: RefSeq, a predicted model, not a curated record
AUGGCAGGAGCGUCAAUGAUAGGUUCUAUGAUCCUUGCUCUGUUCUUGGCUGGUUAUUUGGGACAGCAGUACUUACCUCCACCCAAGCCCAGAGUGAUCGGCCUGGACCUGGGCACCACAUUUUGCUCCGUAGGCGUGUUCCACCCGGGCACCGGAGAGGUUGAGGUGAUAGCAGACGAGGAGGGCAGAAAGAGCAUCCCGAGCGCCGUCUCCUUCACCAACACAACGGUGCUGGCCGGGCACGACGCGGUGGACGUGGCCGACAUCAACCCCCGUAACACCAUCUACGACGCUAAACGGUUCAUCGGGAAAAUAUUUGAUCCGCGAUUGCUGGAACAGGAAAGCAGUCGCUACCCUUUCAAGGUGACCUCCAACAAUGGCAGUGCUGAGUUUGUGAUCACAACCAACGUCACAUUCACGGUGACUCCGGAGUUUAUCGGCUCUCGUCUGUUGCUGAAGAUGAGGAAGAUGGCUGAGCAGCGCCUGGGGAUGCUUGUCCACAACGCUGUCAUCUCUGUGCCUGCUGAGUUUGACGAAAGGCAGAGGGAGUACACCGUCAGAGCCGCCAACCUUGCUGGCUUGGCAAUCUUGCGUGUGAUCAAUGAGCCGACAGCGGCAGCUAUGGCGUAUGGCCUACACAAGGUUGAUGUCUUCAGCGUGCUGGUGGUUGACCUCGGUGGAGGAACCCUGGACGUUUCUCUGCUCAACAAACAGGGCGGCAUGUUCUUCACCAGAGCCAUGGCCGGAAACAACAAACUUGGCGGUCAAGACUUCAGCCAGCGGCUACUCCAGUACACCGCAGAGCGAGUUCGACAAGAGUUUGGCGUGGUACCCACACUGAAAGAGGACCUUCAUCGUCUCCGUCAGGCUGUGGAAGCAGCAAAACUCAACCUCACCCUCCACCCCAGCGCCACCAUCAGGGUGCCGCUGCACCUGCACACCCACGUUGACUCGUCCCCUGAGCCGGUGGUUUUUCAGGCUGUGCUCACGCGACAACUGUUCGAAGAGCUCAACGAGGACCUCUUUCAAAAGAUCCUGGCCCCCGUGGAGACCGUGCUCGCCGAGGGCCACCUGGACAAAGGCGAAGUGGACGAGAUCGUGCUAGUGGGCGGCUCCACCAGGAUUCCUCGGAUCCGAAGGCUCAUUUCCGAGUACUUUGGCAAGGACCCCAACACUUCAGUGGACCCUGAUCUGGCCGUGGUGACGGGCGUGGCGCUCCAGGCGGGCAUCAUGGGUGGGUCGUGGCCCUUACUAGUCAGCGCAAUCGAAAUCCCUAACAGACAUCUUCAUAAGACCAACUUCAACUAG